AUGUCUGACAAAGAACCCACCCCUCCUUCGUCCCCUGCUGCUACCAAACAGCAGUCUCUACACCCUGCCUACACAGUUACCAACAUCCAGACGAAAGUUCGAAUUCUUGACGGCACGAAGGUCUCUUAUGCCGCCUGGGUCAAAUUGUUCAAACUUCAUGCCAAGGCAUACAAAGUUCUGGAUCAUAUUGAUGGUUCGAAUCCUCCCGAGGAAUCCCACGAAAACCACGAAACCUGGUUUGAGAUUGAUGCACUUGUCCUUCAGUGGAUAUAUGGAACUGUGUCUGAUAAACUUGUAGUUCGCAUUCUUGACAACGACGGUACCGCACGUUCUGCAUGGGUAAAGCUUGAAAAUCAGUUUCUUAAUAACAAAGGGUCGCGUGCCACGACUCUUGAACAUGAAUUUACUACAUUGACCAUUGGGGCAUGUUCCUCGUUAGAAGAAUAUUGCCAAAAGCUGAAAGAAAUUGCUGACCAGUUGGGUGAUGUCGGUUUUCGGGUCAGUGACGGUCGGUUGGUGAUGCAGUUAGUCCGAGGACUGCCUGCCGAGUAUGAUGUCACAGCGGCUAUUAUUAACCAAACCUCUCCUUCGUGGGAUGAUGCUUGCACCAGCCUACAGAAGGAGCAACAACGACAACAGGCCCGUUUAAACCAAAACCAAUCCGUUCUUGUGUCCCAAAACCCGAACCCUACACCCACCGAUACCAACACCUCAAACCAACCCAACCACCCUCCUGCCGAUACCAACCGCUACCCACCAAACCAAUAUGACAACACCCGUACCCGUGGCCGUGGCCGAGGCUACCGUGGCCGAGGUCGUGGUCGCUCGUACCGAAACCUAAACCAACCCUGA
Helianthus annuus (common sunflower) is the source of this 852-nucleotide messenger RNA. RefSeq lists its product as uncharacterized. The record is from RefSeq and is a predicted model, not a curated record. Bases 1 to 852 code for a protein of 283 amino acids. The transcript has a single exon. Lineage: Eukaryota; Viridiplantae; Streptophyta; Magnoliopsida; Asterales; Asteraceae.